This is a messenger RNA of Bufo bufo (common toad), 3209 nucleotides long. RefSeq names its product bromodomain testis associated (gene BRDT). Gene Ontology annotation, cellular component: chromatin; nucleus. The coding region runs from base 123 to 3209 and encodes 1028 amino acids. Gene Ontology annotation, biological process: chromatin remodeling; positive regulation of transcription elongation by RNA polymerase II. The record is from RefSeq and is a predicted model, not a curated record. Lineage: Eukaryota; Metazoa; Chordata; Amphibia; Anura; Bufonidae. The transcript has 21 exons.
UUGUCUAUAAAGGGGGCGUGUCGUCGCUAUGGAAACACUGCGUGUGCUGAGCUGCGCGCCACUGUAGUGCCCGCCACCGACAGGGGUAUGUGUGUCCAGAAAGUAAACUGGAUUGAUGCACCAUGUCAAGCAGACAGCUGCACUUAUCAGUCGUGAAUCCGCCUCCGCCAGAAUACAUUAAUCGCAAGAAGACCGGGCGUCUGACUACCCAGCUUCAGUACCUGGAGAAGGUGGUGUUGAAGACAUUAUGGAAACACAAUUUUUCCUGGCCAUUCCAACAGCCUGUAGAUGCUGCAAAGUUGAACCUCCCUGAUUAUUAUCAAAUUAUAAAGAAUCCAAUGGAUCUGAGUACAAUAAGAAAGAGGCUGGAAUAUAAUUAUUACCCAAGGGCUGUGGACUGCACGCAGGAUUUCAAUGCCAUGUUCACCAAUUGCUAUAUUUACAAUAAGCCUGGAGAUGAUAUUGUCUUAAUGGCUCAAGAACUGGAAAAAGUGUUUUUGCAGAAAAUUGCCGACAUGCCCCAUGAAGAAAUUGAAUUGUCUGUUGUCGGAAACAGAAGUGUUAAGAAGAAGAUGCGCACAUCGUCUGAAGGAGGUAAUCAGUCAAAAGACGAUAUGGAGCAGACAUCUAUUCCAAAGAGAAAAGUGCCUUCUCAAAAAAUGCACAGGAAUCCAUUUCCACGGCCAGUUAUUGCAAUGAUGCCUCAGAGAACCACCCUUGUUCCAUUAUCUAUCAUUCGGACUACACCCAAGACUGCACCCACCAGCCCUCCAUCCAAAGCCAAGAAGGGUAUAAAACGGAAGGCAGAUACUACAACUCCUGCUGUGUCUCUGAUUUCAACCUCCCGUGAAUACACACCUUCUCUACCCGGACCAAGACAAACCCAGGAAGCCUCAAGUUCAGAAAUACCCCCGGCUGACACAUCAGUCAGAGAUCUUCCUGACUCUCAGCAUCAAGUUCAAGCAAUUAUUCAUAGUUCACUAUCAGAGCAGCUGAAACACUGUCAUAAUAUACUUAAUGAGAUGAUGUCUAAAAGACAUGCUAGCUAUGCCUGGCCUUUCUACAAGCCUGUCGAUACUGCAUGCCUCAACUUUCCUGGCUUUAGUGACAUUAUAAACUGUCCAAUAGAUCUGGGAACCAUCAGAGAUAAAAUGGAGAACGGGCAGUACAAAGACACCCGAGAAUUUGCCUCUGAUGUUCGGUUAAUGUUCAUGAGUUGUUACAAACAAAAUGCGCCUGACAGCGAAGUGGUGAACAUGGCACGAAAGCUGCAGGAUGUAUUUGAGAUGCUGUUUGCUAAAAUCCCAGAUGAACCUGUUGAUGCUUCUGUAGACCCGCCAAAUGUGGUAACCAGAUACAAGUCCACUUCCAGUGAGAGCAGCAGUCCAAGCUCCUCGGAGAGCUCUUCAGAGUCGGAAGAUGAUAGAGCUCGACAGCUUGCCUUGUUACAAGAUCAGCUGAGAGUUGUACACGAACAACUCAAAGUCUUGACAGAAGGCGUGACCUCCAAACCCAAGAACAAGAAAUCCAAAAAGGAAAAGAAAAAGAAGAAAAUGAAGGAGAAGAAAAAGAAGCUGAAAAAGAAAAUUAGUCUAAAUCAGAAGAAGAAGAAAUUGAAACAGAAAGCACUGAAGAGGAAAUCUGUGCUCAACGAUUCCAAGAAAAAGAAAAAGAAGCUGCCAGUAUCUGAUGAUGAAGAUCAGGCCAAGCCUAUGACUUAUGAUGAAAAGAGGCAGUUGAGUUUGGACAUCAACAAACUGCCCGGGGAUAAGCUUGGUCGCAUAGUCCAUAUCAUUCAGUCCAGAGAGCCGUCAUUGAAAGACUCUGAUCCUAAUGAAAUUGAAAUUGAUUUUGAGACACUAAAGCCGUCAACCUUGAGGCACUUAGAACGAUACGUGAUGAUUAGCCUUCGAAAGAGACCCAAAAAAACAAAUGCCGAAAAGCCCUCAAAAUCAAAAGAUCAGCUAAAUAAAGAGAAGAAACUGGAACUGGAGAAAAGACUUCAAGAUGUCAGCGGGCAAUUGAACUCCGCCAAAAAACGUAGAAUUGCAGAUGAGGCCACAUCAGUCACGCAGUCAAUCGGUGGUCCAAAACGUUUGAGUGAGAGCAGCAGCAGUUCCUCUUCCACUUCGGAGAGCAGCAGUGAUUCCAGUUCUUCAGACAGCAGUGACUCUGACUCAGAAACCCAGGACCGAAAUAAGAAUGCCCCCCCUGCAAAGCAAGAGCAGGUAAUUCCAAGUGCAGUGUCCAGAGAUUUCAUCGUCUCUCAGCCUUCCCUUUCAAAAGACUGUCCACAGUCCACACAAGCCCCCUCAGUCAGCAAUCCAUGCACACUGACGGUUACAGAUAGACAUCAAGACAGUAUUCACUUGUCGCCUCUAGGAGAAGAAUUUAGCAGAAUAAAACUUCAUAUUCAGAAACUCACUGCAAAAGCUAUAAAGAAGUUGUUGUCCCCAAUCUUGUCUCCCAUGUGUGAGACCAUUGCUCCAACUAAGAAAGAAACGCCAAAUUUCUGUACUACAAAGACUGAGAAUACUGAACCCGAGGCUUCAUUGAUUUCUAAGAAAGAGGAAUGUCUUGGGAUUAAAGACACAGUUGAUAACCCUGAAAGAUCUAUUGAAUGUAAAAAUGACCCUGGGGAAAUCCUUCCUAAACCUGAAGAUCCAGUUACAGAAUCAAAUGAGUUUCAGAAAACAGCUAUAGAACAAAGUCCGACAGAAAAUGGUACUGAGUAUAAUCAGGGGGAUAAUAUUAUGAAGACCCCACCGGAAAAGACUGUCAAAGUCCAAAGAUCCUGCUGGGUGACAUUUUCCAAAGCUCUCAAUACCACUCCUGUGACCAUAAAGACUUCAAGUGACAGCUUCCAGCAGUUCAGAAAAGCUGCAAUAGCCAAAGAAGAACGAGAGAGAGCGCUGAAAGCUCAAGAAUUAAAGAGACAGCAAGAACUGCAGGCUGAUAGAGGAGACAAACUAAGUAGCAGUACGUCCUCUGAGACACACAAUCCCGAAGUCCAACCUCUAAUUAUGCAAGAGCUGUCUAAAGAUCUCCAUACACCUAUGAUUAUCACCCCAGAGGGCCGAACUGAGGAAGAACGUGACCUGGCAAGGAAGAAGGAGCAAGAAAGGCGCCGAAGGGAGACUAUGGCUGGAACUAUUGACAUGUAUCUGCAGAGUGAUAUUAUGGCAGAUUUUGAAGAAAAUCUAUGCUGA